GUGUUUAACAAACAAAAACUUUGAAUUUUAAAUGAAAUACAUUUGGCGGCCGAUGAUAAAGUGCUAUUGCGCGUUUAUUCCAUUUAUGGAUCAAGUGAUAUUUCUAUUCCACGACAUUGAUAAAAAACGUUUAUUUUGUAGAGAUAUAAACCGCUUUUUAGUUUUUUGCACUGUCGUCUUUACUAUUGACUAUUGAGGUAUGGACGUCUGGUGACUUGCAAUCAAGUGUUUAGUGUGUUCCACGUCUGUAGUAUAAAUAAUUACAUAUCAAUAAUUUAUGCCUUGUAGGCCUACUGAAUACAACGACAAUGGCCUUUUGGUAUUUUGACAAGGAUGAGCUGCACCGGACUGCCUCUGCUCAAGAUGGCAUACCGCAUGAGAGAGAGUCCCGGUACCGUCAGGAAGGGGCAAGGUUCAUCAUAGACGCUGGUACGAAAAUGGACUUGGGCUACAACACGAUGGCCACUGGUGUUGUUUACUUUCAUCGUUUUUACAUGUAUCAUUCAUUCAAAACAUUUCCUAGAUAUCUUACAGCUUGCUGUUGUCUUUUUCUUGCGGGUAAAGUAGAAGAAACGCCAAAGAAAUGUAAAGACAUAAUAAAGUUGGCUAAAGCAAUAUUACCCGAGGAAAAAUAUGAAACUCUUGGAUUAGACCCCAAGGAAGAAGUAAUGGUACUCGAACGUAUAUUGUUACAAACAAUUAAAUUUGAUCUACAAGUUGAUCAUCCAUAUCAGUUUUUAUUGAAGUAUGCUAAAUGUUUAAAAGGCGAUAAAACUAAACUAACUAAAAUGGUUCAAAUGGCUUGGACAUUUGUGAAUGAUAGCUUAUGUACAACACUUUGUCUUCAGUGGGAACCAGAGAUUAUAGCAGUUUCAUUAAUAUAUUUAGCAUGUAAACUGAGUAAGUUUGAACUCAAUGAUUGGCAGGGUCGUACGCCAAAUCAUUUACGUUGGUGGGAUAUGUUUGUUCAAGGAAUGAAUAUGGAUUUGCUUGAAGACAUUUGUCAUCAAGUUCUUGAUCUUUAUUCAACUCCUGACAAAAAUGCACCACCAUCACCUCCAUGUCAAGAAAAAUUUAUUGUUCCAAAGAAAGUUGUACCCCCUCAAUCCAUUUAUCAGAAAUUAUUAUUGCAAAAAAUGGCUGCUAAAUACAUGCUUACACCUGAACAAGCGAUGCAAGCAGCUAUAACAAAAAAUGUGAAAUUGAUAACUACGCCAAAUACUUCUCCUGGCAAGCAAUCAUUACCCAUGCCACCAGGAAUUAAACCGUCAGUUUCGAAUGUUCCGCAAAAACAGCCAAAUGCUCAAAAACCAUUUUUGCCACCACCUCCUACACCACCAAAAUUGUUAUUACAACAGCCUCCUAUAAAACAACCACCCCCACUUCCAUCAACAAGACCUCCACUCCCUACGAUGCCACCACCACCACCUCCUCCAUCACUGCCACCACCUCCACCAACACCUAAUCAAAUGUUAAUGCCACAAGGUGUUACUCAAUUGCCACCACCGCCCAUGCAACCACCACCACCAAUACCACCUUCUGGUUUCCCCCCCAUGUACCCUUAUCCUCCACUUCAAAAUCCAGCUCAAUCAUUUGCAAACUCUAUGUUUUCUCAGCCUCCCAAUAUGAUAUCUACAGUACCUGGGCAAUAUCGUCCACAUGAACCGAUGGGUUCUAUUCAGUUCAUUGGUGAAUCUGUUCCUCCGAGACAGCCUUACGGUGAAAAUUACAAUCAAAGAGAAAACAUGACACAGCAACCUCCACAGCCGUUCAGUGAAUUUGAUAUGCAAGAUUCAUAUGAAGAAAACAGACAAAAAUAUAAUGACAAUCGUGCAUUCAAUCGAGAUGGUGCCUUUGUUGGUGGUACCUAUGGUAAUGGGUCUCAACAUUUUGUAGAUGGUGGUCCACAUUACAGCAGUGAAAGUGGUCAACAUUAUGUUGACGGUGGAAGUCAACAUUAUUCAGAUCCAGCUUAUCUACAAUAUAAACGUGGUUUUAAUGCCAGAACUAAUCGACCACCACCUCCUCCACCACAAUACCAAAACAGACAAGUUCGACAUCAUCCAUAUCAAAGACGAUAGUGUUGCUCUUUUAAAAAUGUAUAUGUACAGUUAAAGGUAAUUUAGCACUUAACAUAGACAAAUAUUUUUAAGAUUUCAGAUGUAUUCUGUAACGCAUGUGUUUUGAUUAUUGAAAUUUAGGUAUAUUAUACCUAAUAAUAUAUCUGUCAACUUUUCUUUCACUAUUAUAGGAUACUUCUGUUUUAGUUAAUGACUGAAAUGUAAGUGACUUAAUUCUACAAUUAUAAAUUUUGUAAAUAGGUUAAACUUACAUAAAUUUUUAAUACAGUUACAACUGGUGUUUUUAAA
Molecule: messenger RNA, 2369 nt
Organism: Aphis gossypii (cotton aphid)
Lineage: Eukaryota; Metazoa; Arthropoda; Insecta; Hemiptera; Aphididae
Product: cyclin-K
Exons: 7
Coding region: 309-2081 (590 amino acids)
Biological process (GO): positive regulation of DNA-templated transcription, elongation; regulation of transcription by RNA polymerase II
Cellular component (GO): cyclin/CDK positive transcription elongation factor complex; nucleus
Molecular function (GO): cyclin-dependent protein serine/threonine kinase activator activity
Source: RefSeq, a predicted model, not a curated record